AUGAAAAUUAAUGAAGUUUGACCAUGUGAAUAGACAACAAACAAUUUAAUUUGGGACAAAGGGAAUAUUAAUUUACCUUUUACAAAAUAUGUAUUAAAAAUGAAAAAAAAUAAAGGUUUGAAACCUCAGACGUCAAACUCAUUUCUGGUGAAAUUUUGAGAAAAGGAAGAUGGCUAACCCUCGAAGGACGUUUUUUCCCGUAUCCGGCAACCACCACCAACUGCCGAUAUCCUCCUCCGCUGCCGCCGCCGCGCAAUCUCCGGCGUCGCCUGUGAACUCAUUGUUGUCGUUCCUGAAGAAGCCACACGCUUUCCCCUUCCUCCUCUCUUUCUUCCUUCUCCUGACGUGGGUCUCCCUUCGAUUCCAACGCCCCUCACAUCAUUUUCCGCCCCGGGGAGUAGGAUCCGGAUCCAAGGCCCGCCUUCACGGCUCCUCCUCCGACGAUCGUUUCGCGAAUCUCGUACGGUUCUCUUCAUCUUCUCCAAUUGUUGCCAAGGACAAGCGCGGAUGGCUUCUGGAUCCCGUUUCGGUUGCCAUGGAUUCUUCUAUGUCAGGUGGAGCAAUGAGUUGUGCAUCCAUUCAUGUGGGUGAGAUCAAACCCGGUGGUGUAAGGGGGAACCAUAGGCAUCAUACAUGCAACGAGACCUUCGUCAUCUGGGGAGCUCAAACACUCUUCCGGCUGGAAAACGAUGCACUUCAAGAAGGUUAUGCUGAGGUGAUAGUUGGUGCGGAUGAGGUUGCCGUUGCGGUAAGCCCUAGUGGAACGGCCCAUGCUCUCGUUAACGUUGAUCCUUCUUCCCUAACGACAUUCUUUGUCGGAUGCCAGGAUAGCGUUGUUAACUAUACCGACUCUAGAACUGAUUUUAAUGUUUGGAAACAUCUAUAAACUCACACAGGUAAUAGCUUUUAUGGUAUCUAGUGACUAGUGACUAGUGUAAAUCUGGUCUUUUAGGAUAAUGAACAGGCUCCAUAGCU
Messenger RNA from Cuscuta campestris, 975 nucleotides. The record is from the annotation of a GenBank genome assembly. Lineage: Eukaryota; Viridiplantae; Streptophyta; Magnoliopsida; Solanales; Convolvulaceae.